AAUUAAAUAAUAUUAAAAAAUAUAUUUAAAUAUAUUAGUAAUGUUUUAAGUUUUCCGAUUCGAUAAUAAUUUGAGACAUAAUUAUAUUAUAGAUCGAUCAUUGUAUUGUUAUGCAUAGCUUACUUCCUAUAGUAUAUACAUAUUCUCGAAGAGCAUGCGUCGUCAUGACUCGCAUGCGCUUUCAAAAGAUAUGAUUCUUUCAGUUACUUUGACGUCGUCGUCGCGUAAGGGAUGUCAGGCGAGGUCGGUUUAGAUUUGCCUAAGUUCUUUGAGUCUAAAUACUUUAUAAUUUUUUUUUAUAAAAUAUUUUAUGCUUAAGAAUUCUAUGAAGUGAAUAAAUAAAAAAAUGCUGGACCGGUAUUCGUAGUCAGGCCUUAUAUUCAAAACCGUCUUAAGUUUAUCAUAAGAUGCUGUAUGGAACAUUUCAUUGGCUACGAAGUAUCUAAAGAUGAUCUUAAGACGAUCUUAAACAUAAGAUCUGACUAUGAAUGCCGGCUCUAGUGUUCUCUGAUAGAAAGAUUAUUAAAUACUCGGAGAAAAGAUAGCGGCAAUCUUGAAGAAAAUUAUUUGUUAAACCAAUUGUCGUUUUUAUACGCUACUUUUCUUUACUUUUUUAAUACGAGUGUUACUGUAUUUAUAUAUAAGGUGAUGUUUUUUGUUCUAAAUGCAAUGCGUCAUUAAAAUGUAAUAAAAAGGGUGUCUUAUGAAAUAUCACACGACUACGGAAAGAAGAAAGGAGACAGAAAUUUCCUCUCGCUUUAUUUUUGUCUAAAAAAAGCCAGAUUUGGAGUACGCGUACGGAUGGAAUCGUUAUACCAUGACGAUUAUGGGAGCUUGGCCAGAACAUAGAAGUUUCAGACAGGCUACAAGCUACAAAGUGAUAGUUCCUGUUCUAACGAUGCUGUGCUUCUGCACCGCACCGCAAUCAGCCAAUUUGCCGUCCAUAUGGGGCGACUUUGACUCGGUGGUAGAAAACUUGUCCAUGGCAAACGUAACGAUUACGAUCUCGAUGUUGAAGAUUAUUAUAUUUUGGUCUAAUGGUGGACCCCUGAGGACGCUUAUAUCGUGGAUGGCAAAGGAUUGGAGCACGACCGUGGAUAAACGGGACCGCAAGACGAUGAUGGACAUAGCGAUCGCCACCAGGAAACUGUCGAUAAGAAGCACCGUGCUCGUUCAGAGCGUGGUGAUGGUCUUCGUCGUGUUUCGACUCAUAGCAAUUCGACAAACCGGUCGCCAAUUAUUUCUUCCUGCGUAUUUCCCUUACAAUAUGACCAGCAGUCCUUUUUACGAGUUGACUCUUUUCGGUCAAUUCGUGGGCAUUAUAUCUGCGGCAAGUAGUUACACGGCGGUGGACACUUUCAUUGCCACUUUAGUGCUCCAUGUAUGCGGCCAGCUUUCGAAUCUGUGCCACGAACUAACAAAUCUACACGCCAACACAAAGGCGGAAUUCCAGACGAAGCUGGGAAAUAUUGUGAGGAGACACGAAUAUCUCAACAGAUUUGCAGAAACGAUCGAAGAUUCAUUCAACAUGAUGCUUUUGAUGCAAAUGCUGGGAUGCUCGGUGCAGGUCUGCUUCCAGUGUUUGCAGGCGUUUAUGGCAUUGCUGGGCGAAAUGGACGAAAUAUUCAUAUAUAAAAUCUCUUUCCUGACACUCUACGUGACUUAUAUAUUGAUACAAUUGUACAUGUACUGUUAUAUUGGCGAACAACUGCUUGUCGAGAGCACGAAAAUAGCAUACGCGGCAUAUGACUGCAGUUGGUACAACUUGUCAGCGCGCGAAGCGAGAUUGCUAAUGAUCAUCAUGUGUCGAGCUCGGUCGCCAUUACACAUCACCGCCGGCCCGUUCUGUUCUUUCAACCGGGAGCUCUACAGCGAGAUUCUUAAGAGAUCAGUGGCGUACAUGUCAUGUAUCUAUGCAAUGAGAACCUUGGACUGAAAUGGAAGUAAUCUCUACCUUGCCCGAUAAUUUUUUAAUGAAAUUACAUCAUUUAUGAUAGAGGGGAUGUAUAUUUUCGAGACAGGUUGUAAAAGAAACCUCUGACAUUUGUCGAAUUAAUACUAAAUAAACUAUUGAUUAUAAUCAAUGUGUGAUUACACGAUCUACAAAAAAAAACCCUUCGCAUUUUAUGAAUCAUAAAAUUCAUUUUAUCCAUUCAGUGUCUGAACGACAAGGAUUAAUUGAUCAAAUAAUCAAGUAAUUGUUAUUAAU
Messenger RNA from Vollenhovia emeryi, 2209 nucleotides. Its product is annotated as odorant receptor 13a-like. The record is from RefSeq and is a predicted model, not a curated record. Gene Ontology annotation, cellular component: plasma membrane. The coding region runs from base 818 to 1936 and encodes 372 amino acids. The transcript has 6 exons. Gene Ontology annotation, molecular function: odorant binding; olfactory receptor activity. NCBI's taxonomy places the organism in Eukaryota, Metazoa, Arthropoda, Insecta, Hymenoptera, Formicidae. Gene Ontology annotation, biological process: sensory perception of smell; detection of chemical stimulus involved in sensory perception of smell.